Cladophialophora psammophila CBS 110553 is the source of this 1230-nucleotide messenger RNA. RefSeq lists its product as uncharacterized. The transcript is spliced from 2 exons. Bases 1 to 1230 code for a protein of 409 amino acids. The record is from RefSeq and is a predicted model, not a curated record. NCBI's taxonomy places the organism in Eukaryota, Fungi, Ascomycota, Eurotiomycetes, Chaetothyriales, Herpotrichiellaceae.
AUGGAAUCUUUCAGCAGCCAGCUGGAGUCCCUUGAGGCGGGCCGGGCGCAGCUGGAGACUCGCGUCCAGGAACAAGAUCGGAUCAUCGGAUGCCUAUUCUAUACCGUUAAAGAGCAGGACCGGGUCUUCAAUACCGUCUCGGCCGCAUAUGUUCGAGAGCUCCACGAGCUCCGCAGCCAGCUCAAUACCCUCAUUGGCGUGGGGCCACCGCCUGCACCGCCUCAGGCUGGUGAACCCCAGGCCCUGGAAUAUAUAACCCCCCUUCCUUAUCGUGUCCCACCCGCGAUCUGGCUCCCGCCGGGACCUCCACCGCAACUCUGCUAUAUUGGCUGGGCUGGUUCGCCGUCCGACCUAGAGGUCAUUACCGCGUGGUGCCGCCGUCUUGGACAACGCGUGACCCAAUGCCAGUACAGCGCGCUUGAUUACCGACGCGAUAUCACAGGCCGAAACCGGGUUGAGGUGCGCAAGGCCAUGCCGAAUGGUUUCCUUCAGGGCUGGGUUUUGGACCGCACGGAUGACACCUUUGGCUACUUUGUGCCAGAGAAGCCGGGCCCGGGGUGGCCUAAACAACUAAAAAUCCACAACGACACUGAGCGAGGCAUCUUCGUCGCCGCUGUCGAGUGUGACGAUGCCGGCCUGCGCCCAACUCAGGAUUGCUACAUCAUGGCGUCCCUCUACCCUGUCCAAAUCACGUCCCUGAUUCAGGUCAUGUCAACUUACUGGGAGAUGGUCCAUACCCUCUCUCGCACUCACGACAUUGCGCCUAUUGCGAAGGACUUUGCCGCAACUAGGGACCUCCUCCGCCUACACUGGCGGCGAGCCCGGGACACCGUUGGCCGCGGGACUGAAGGUCAGCCGCAGCACCGGAAGGCUGUGAUCGACAUCCAGGCCCACGAGUACCGCAUGAGCGAGCUGGUGAGCACCAUCCAGAGCGUGCCUGACCAAAACAAGUGGGAGCAUCUGGAGACGCUCCUCGCGCAGUCCAAGCGACCCUUUCAGAAGGCCGAGUGGGUGCUCAGGAACCUCGUCCACCACGACCGGUCGGGCCAAACCCCCAACGAAGAGACCGACAUACCCAACCCCUUUGUCGAGGAGUACCUGCAAGCCUUUCAGCGCUUGGUCACCAUCAACAACUCGGAACUCAGCGUAGUCGCGGCGGCGGGGCAGGCAGUUUCCGUGCAAGCCCCGCAGACGGUGCAAGAAGCCGUGCAAGCUGCGGCUGCUGCGUAG